Messenger RNA from Salarias fasciatus (jewelled blenny), 4756 nucleotides. RefSeq names its product myosin VIIA and Rab interacting protein a (gene myripa). Gene Ontology annotation, biological process: intracellular protein transport. The coding region runs from base 597 to 4217 and encodes 1206 amino acids. Gene Ontology annotation, cellular component: cortical actin cytoskeleton. The record is from RefSeq and is a predicted model, not a curated record. NCBI's taxonomy places the organism in Eukaryota, Metazoa, Chordata, Actinopteri, Blenniiformes, Blenniidae. The transcript has 17 exons. Gene Ontology annotation, molecular function: myosin binding; actin binding; small GTPase binding.
GAACUUGAAGAAAUGACCGUUACAGAACUGCGGUGUUGUUUGAGAAGAACGUAUUGAGGAAAAAAGGAGGAGAAGAAGCAUAUCUUGAGGUGAUGCUGCUGCACUGAACAAACAGAUCGACAUGUGGUCCCUCAAAUGACACGAGUUUAACAUUCCUGCUGUCAAACCACAGCUCACUGUACACGUCUAGGAUUUAACAGCUAUAUUUAUUCAACCUUUUCACCCUCUGACUGUUUACAACCUGACUCAUUUCCACAAACUUUCAUCACUUCCGUGCGCCCGGUGCGAGCAGAGAAAUGCUGGAAGUGAACUCUAAUCAGGCUUUAUCCAGAUCUCCUCUGUUGGCUGCUCGGACCGGUCCUGCAGAACACACUCUGCUCUCCAGGCUGCAACACCUGAUCCAGGGAGAGCGAGGCCAAGCUUUAUAAAUGAUAACCACCUUAGAUCUCUGCUGGUUCACAGAAGGAAUAAAGAGAUUGAUCGUGAUCGGUCGGGUCAAUAUUUCAAGCAGAAGGCACUGAAGAACUGGUUUGAGGAUGACUGCGACCAGAUGAUUGGCUGAUUGAUCGGGGCGAUCGACCGACUGACUGUAAGCGAUGGGCCGGAAGCUGGACCUGUCCGGUCUGUCGGACCACGAGGCGGAGCACGUGCUGCAGGUGGUGCAGAGGGACAUGAGGCUGCGCAAGAAGGAGGAGGAGCGACUCAGCGAGCUGAAGCAGGAGCUGGACGAGGAGGGCAGUCGCUGCCUCCUGCUGUCGCGGCAGAGCUGCUUCAACCAGCGCUGCUGCAUCCGCUGCUGCUCGCCCUUCACCUUCCUGCUCAACCCCAAGCGCCGCUGCCGGGACUGCCACUACAAUGUCUGCAAGGCCUGCCGCGUCUACUGCAAGCCGGACAAAGCCUGGCUCUGCUCCGCCUGCCAGAAGAGCAGGCUGCUGAAGACUCAGUCUCUGGAGUGGUUCUACACUAAUGUGAAGAAACGCUUUAAGAGGUUCGGCAGUGCUAAAGUGCUGAAGACCCUCUACAGGAAGCACCUGGCCGAGCACAGCGCUCUCUCAGAGCUGACCGAGGGCAGCGCCUACGAGGAGAGCGUCUGCAAUGAGGGCAGCGUCUGUGGGAGCGACUCGACUUUCUACAGACAAACCGAAGAGCACAGCGUGGCGGAGACGCUCAGUGUGGCCAUGCGGGUGGCGGAGGAGGCCAUAGACGAGGCCAUUUCCAAGGCCGAGUUCGACUCUUCAGAUCAGGAGAAGCAGGAUGAGGCGAACUACCUGCGGGAGCACCGCGGAGAGCUCAUCCAGGAACUGGCCAAAACCAUCGUGCAAAAGAUCAUCAGCAGGAGGAAGACGCUGUCCGAGAUGAGGGCCGACUACGACCACAACUGGACCCUGGAACACAACGCCGACCCGCAUCAGCCUCACCCCUUCGCCGCUGAUCACUCCUCCAGCGUGAAGCACCAGUCCAACCUCUGGAGGUCUCACUCUGCCUUCUCGCUGCUGAACGGCGAGUCCCCGGCGCUGCUGCAGGACUCUCCACGGACGCUGAAGAAGGACGGCGGCGGGGCGGCCAUGACUGCCUGGAAGAGUGUGGACAGGCUGGACAACGCCGGUGUGUCCUCAGUGCUGAAGAGCCCAGACGGGAACUGGAUCGCCCUGCAGAGCGCCCAGCUGUCUCGGCCCGGCCUGCUGACCAAGCGGAAGAGUCUGGUCUACAGCGCCUUGGAGCGGGAGUCCGCCGUCGUCUCGGCCUACGAGGGCCUGGGCUCCGACAGCGAGGCCAAGCCGGAGCCCGACAACUCCUGGGGCGCCGUCCUCCAGGAAAUCCACAAGAAGAUGACGGACUCGAACUUCAAUCAGCCCGACGGCGGCGACGGCGGCGAUGGUGGCGGCGGCGGCGGCGUCCCGUCACCGGCUCUCAGAGGCAGCAGGGACAACCUGCACUCCGACUCCGAGGGCAACUGGAAGCCCAACAAGCCGCUGCAGGGUCUGUUCAAGUGGAAGGUCCCCGCGGAGAUCAGGAAGCCCUCGUCGUCUCGCCGGACCAGCAUCAUCGACGUGAACUUUAACCUGGACGGGGCCUCGGAGGAGCAGCAGGCCGCCACGGGUUCGGAGCCGGAGGCGGGAAAAGCCAGGAGGUCGCGCAAGAAGAGGAGGACGAGAAAGGAGGCCUCCGCUCCAGCCUCUCCUGUCCUGGAUGUCAACAGAAGAGCAGAGGACCGGCCGAUGCAGCCGCCCGACGCCGUCACUCCUGAGACUCUGACCUCCGGAGCCUCCACCCCUGAACCUUCUGGCCCCGAGGGACACUUCCUGGAGGACAGAGUCGAUCGGGCGCAGGAGGAGCCGGCAGGCCCGGCGUCCGAGUUCUCCGCGAGGGAGGACGGCGCCGGGAGCGGCGGGCGGGACGGAGACGGAGGACACGAGAGCAUGGAGGUGGACGGGACCAGAACCGAGGACGAGGACGAGAACGAGCUGGACGAGGAGAUGCGGUACCGGCUGUACCGGCUGGUCGCCCAGUCCAGACUCACGUACUUCUCAUCCACCGACGAGGAGCUGGACCGAGCCGGGCUCAGCGAGGGCGAGUGGGACCGGGACCGGGACGAGGACAUGGAGGAGGACGGUCAGCGGCGCGGCGAGGACGAGCUGGACGGAGCGGGGCUGCAGGACGACGGUUCCCGAGAGGAGGAGGAGGACGAUGAGACGAAGGACGUGGAGCUGGCGGUGAAGGUCUGCAGGCUGGCCAACCAGGCCAACGCCACCGAGUUCUCCUCCACCGAGGACGAGCUGGACAGGGCGGGCCGGGGCCACGAGGCGGAGGACGGCGCCAUCGACGAGGGCUCGCUGUGGACGCUGCAGGCGCAGGAGGCCGUCCAGCUGCGAGACCUGGCCAGUCUGGUCAGCGCCUCGCAGUUCUCCUCCACCGAGGACGAGCUGGACAGGGUGGGGGUGAACGAGGGAGAGGAGCUCUGGGAGGAGGGCUCCAUCGGGAAGAUCGACGUGAGAAUGUUCGACCUGAGCCAAGAAGGCCGGGAGAGCGAGGAGACAGACGUGAAGAGGGACGAGACAGACAUGGAGGGUUGGAGUUCAUCCAGAGAAGGAGAGGAAACAGAGAUGGAGGGAGAACGAGCAGCGACGGCAGGCAGAGAGGAGGAGGAGGAGGAGGAUUCACACCAGAGGACAGUUCAGGAAGAGGAGGAAGACGAGAAGAACAGAGAGAACGAAGACGACGCAGAGUUCGACAGAAUCAUCAGCAGCAUGUUGAUGAUUACUUUAGAGGACAUGCAGGCCGGAGCGACGGCGGAGGGAGGUGGAGGACCUGGAGGAAGAACCAGAGAUCCGGGGGACACGGCUCCAGAUGAGUCCGGAGGAUUCAGAGGAGAAGACGAGUCAGGCGAGGACGGACAGGCGGUGAAGGAUCGGGGAAGAGAAGGAGAAGACGAGACGCCCGAGUCUGGACUCAGGAAGCAGCAGCGGGACGCCGAGCAGAUCCAGGAGGGCGGAGAGGGACAUGCAGAGAAGGAACGACCAACAAGUGUAACUGAAGGAGAGGGAAAAGAAACACUGGAGACGCGUGAAGCCGAGCCGAAGGUCGAUGCGGAUGAAGAGGAAACGAGGCGAGGAGGAGGAGAAACGACGGCAGAGCAGGGAGACGGCAGCAGCUGCUCUCCUGAGGAAGGCUUACUGUCUCCUCAGGAGAUCCAGAACAGGUACUCGGCCGUGUCGCUGCGCAGCAUCACCACCGAGGUGCUGAAGGUUCUGAACGCCACCGAGGAGCUGCUGCAGGGGGUGGAGGGAGGGCCCGACCCCCGACCCGCCGCCGCCUCGCUGCCCCCCGACGCUGACCCCAAGAAACUGGACCAGCAGUUCUCCAGACUGGAAGAAAACGUGUACGUGGCGGCCGGCUCGGUGUUCAGCCUGGAGGCGGAGCUCAGCGACCUGGAGGAGUGCGCCCGAGGAAUCAGCAGCUCCACCUCCAACCUGGAGCUGUCCUUCCUGGAGGAGCAGGUGGCGGCGGCCGCCGCCAAGGUCCAGCAGUCUGAGAUGCAGAUCUGCGACAUCUCAGCCAGAAUCGCUGCACUGAAGAGCGCGGGCCUGAACGUGGACCCACAGACACGCUUCACCAAGAGCAGGAACACUCCGGCCACGCCCGUCACCCUGGACUCUUCGAGACAGCUCCGACGGCGAUUACCCGCCCCGCCAGUGAAAGAAGAUAAAGAAAGCUGAAGGCCGGACCCCGGACCUCCCACUCGGCAGUGCCUUUGCCCCCUUCGCUCCAGUUUCGACUGGUCCACUGAGUCACCGUCUGCCUUACGUCGAUUUGAACUAAAGAUGCCUCGGACAUCGCAGGAUACCAGUUCAGUAAGGUUACCUGGUGUUAAAUGGGAGACAGCGUGGAUCUCAUUCAGACGUUACUUUCUAUGCUGACGACGUUCUUGUUUUCAGAAACUGGUAUCCUCGUUGUCAUAAUGUGGGACAAAGGAAGCACAGAAAACACAAAUAUCAGUAAGAACAGGAAAGUAACACUGAAAUGACAACAGAACAACAAAAUCCUGAAGUUUUGAUGAGAAUAUUUUUUAUAGACAUUUUGUCCAUUAAACCUCUUGAGUAAGAAAAAAAAACUCAUAAACACUGAAAGAACGACAUGCAGAGAUCAAACCCGGUUUUCACUCCAUUAUAGAAUAUGCAGAGAACAUGAGAGCAAAAACAGCGUGACAGGAAAAUGCUGCGACACUGUAUCACGUGUGGAAAUAUUCAAAUAAAAA